AUGGUUGAACCAGCAUUGCAGGAAUCUUUUAAACUAAAGUACAAAUCUUGGGUCCUUGACAACCACGAUAUCAAAAGGAAAUUCACGCUCUCCAACUUCAAAUACCAUUCGAGGAUAAGGCCGUUCGAGUGCUGGGUCCCGAUCGGGUUGACUACAGACUGGAAUGAGAUCCAGUUCAGCCUGGCCGAUCUGACGAGGAAGGCGUACGGAACCGAAUUCGUCGAGUGCACAAGGGUGCACAUACAUGCCAACUGUCGCCUCAGGAGGCUCUACUUUGCAGACAAAGUCUAUAACGAGUCCGAUCUUCCCAAGGACUACAAACUCUACCUGCCUGAUGUCCAUCAUUGA
This is a messenger RNA of Cimex lectularius (bed bug), 348 nucleotides long. RefSeq names its product cilia- and flagella-associated protein 20-like. The transcript is spliced from 2 exons. The record is from RefSeq and is a predicted model, not a curated record. Bases 1 to 348 code for a protein of 115 amino acids. Gene Ontology annotation, biological process: positive regulation of cell motility; regulation of cilium beat frequency involved in ciliary motility; cilium assembly. Gene Ontology annotation, cellular component: motile cilium; ciliary basal body. Lineage: Eukaryota; Metazoa; Arthropoda; Insecta; Hemiptera; Cimicidae.